AUGGAGCCUCAAUCACCCCCUAAGCGUAUCACGCGCUCCAGAGCUGCAAAGACUGCCGAUACCACGACCAACACUAGAGCUACCAAGAUCGUGACCGCCGCGGCCAAGGCCAAAGCAAGCGUUUCUGCCCCGACGCGAUCGACCUCAGCGAAGAGAAAGACACGAGCCGAUGAUGCUGAGGAGGAAGAGCACACCGAAGAAGCACAGCAAUCCGAGGCCGCACCUCGUGCCACAAGAGCUACCAGAGGCCGCCCCAAGAAGACAGAAGAGCCCGCUGUAACGGCAACAGCAGCCUCAUCAUCAAGUGGUGUUCCUGGCCGAGCAACUCGUGCACGAGCUGCUGCGCGCCAGGUUUCCGGCACACUUCCCUCAGCUCCCAAAGAUGAGCCAGUAAAGCCCACCCGUGGCCGGCCCAGAAAGGUGGCAGCUGAAGAGUCUGCCCCCAAGGAAGCGGAGCCGGUGAAGAAGACGACGACGCGUACUCGCGCAGCACCAGUCACAGCAGCAAAGCCCGCCGUCAAGAAGACGGUAACAUUCCAAGAACCCGAAAAGGAAAACAUCGCUCCUGACGCAAGCAAGAAGACGACCGAGAAGCCCGCAGCUACCACUGGUCUCAGGGGCAGACCAGUACGAAAGCCUCCCGUUCCCAAGGCACCUCGAUCGACCAAGUCCGCCGCCGCCGCCGCCUCCUCCACCGCCACGAAGACGGACAAGACUCCUUUGAGCCCUAAGAAGGUUACUCAGGUCCCCAUGCCUCGCGACUUCUCCGAUGACGAGCUGGCCGGCCCGGACACACCCCCGCGACCAAUGAUGAAGAGCCCGACAAAGCCGCCCACUGGUGCCCUCGGAUCCUCCAAGAAGCUCAACCUGCUGCCUGCCGAUAAGACUUCCGACUCAGAGCAGUUCCAUGAUGACGAAAACUCCACCAAGCCUACGGAGAAAGAGGAUGAAGUCACAAAUGCUCUUGCUUCUCCCGCCAAGAGACUUCCCAACUCGCCUUACCGGGACUCAAUGAAGUCCCCGGCCAAGCGUGCUGAGGGGGUGUCUCUGAAGCCUGCAGCAUCACUACAGGCGAGCGGCGAGACUGGUGCCGCAUCCUCAUUCAAGUCAUCUCUGCUUCAGUCGCCGGCCAAGCGUCCGCAGUCCGCCAUCAAGCCCUUUGCUCUGCCCUCGAUCAAUGAGGGCGAGAAGAAGGUUUCCAACUUCAAGGCUUCUCUGCUUCAGUCACCAGCCAAGCGACCCUUGUCUCCUAUCAAGGGUAUGGCCGCAAAGCCCAUGGAGCGACUGGAAGAAAUGCAAUCUCCCGCCACAAAGCCUCUGUUGCUGUCCACACCCACUGCUCUGCGCCCCGUCAAGCGAUCUUCCGAGAAGCUCAUGGCUGAAGAGUCGCAUGCCGAUGGUGAGGAUGACGAGGAGCUCGAUGAAGUCGCCGAGGCUAUGCUCAACGAGUCCAUCCAUUUGGAAGAGCCGAUGCAAUUCCCCGGUCGCCUUUCAGCUGUCUUGCCAAGGCAUGCCGACCCGGUUCUCAAGAAAAACAUGCCUAUUCUGGAAGCCCCCACUGAAGAGCCGAAGCUGGCUGAAGAGGUUGACCAUGUUCAGCAGUCAGAGGGACCUACAGAGGACGAUGUCUUUGUUGACGAGGCUACUGAGGAGGGUUCGGCUUCGGACGGAGAGCCUAUGAUGGUCGACGACGAGCCUUACUUCCAGCCUCAAGCCGCGGCUGCGCCUCAGCUCACCCUUCAUGCCCCCAGCGGCAUUUUCGGCCUCCGCCAGAAGGAUAUGGACCCGUACGGCAACAUGGAGUCUGACUCUGACGAUGAGCUCGCCAACAGCCCCAGAGUUUCUUCAGCUCACAAUAUGGUUCUUGCCACCCCCGCGAAUUCUCGACGAAGCAUAGCCAAAUCUCGGGUUUCCAGUGUUGGCUUCACUCCCUUGGCGGAUCAACUCAACGCUUGGUCUGCUGCUAGCCCUUCCAAGACACCCAGACGUCCCGUCACUCCUGGACGCUCGGGUGCUGCCACUCCUCGCGCAGAGGAUUCUCCUCUUCGAAGCACUUACUUUGAAGAUGAGAUGACUGUCCGCGCCGAUAUGGACGCUCAGAACGAGAUUGAGGCUGCUAUUGAGGCCGAGAUUUCCGCCUCCGCUGAAGCCGAAGAUCCCGAGUUCGACGACCUCAUGGUCACUGAGGAGGACAUGGCUCUUGCAGCUGAGGCCAAUGAAAUGUCUCUGAUGGAGCCUGAGGAGAUUGAUGAGAUUGUCAACACGUCCAACAGCUUCGAUGACACUCUUUCCGAGGCGAGCCAAGAGUACGGCGACGAGAACGACAUGCCCGUUGACCCCGCCAUGUUCGGCGGCGAUGCGUAUGUCCCGCCAGUGACUCCCAACCGUGUUCUGGCGCGCGAGUUCUCUACCGUCUCCAAGGUUCCUCUGAAGCCUGCUGAUGAGUCGACCCCUCGUCCCAAGAAGAAGCGUGCUGCCAGUAUUUCCCGACUCCCAGUCAGCCGUCCAAGCCUGAAUAGGAGUGCUACCGUCAUCUCCUACUCGCCUGGCAAGACCCACAAGGAUGAGGACGAGCAGAACGAUAAUGAGCUCGACUCUGCGCCUGUCACUCCGGCCAAGUCUGAUGUCUGGUCGAGCCUCGGAACACCGGCGCGCACUCCCCGCCGGGAUCUCAACCCGGGUCUCCUCCGUGGUGCCGUCGUUUUUGUGGAUGUGCACACCACCGAGGGUGCGGACGCCAGCGGUAUCUUUGUCGAGCUCCUCGGUCAGAUGGGAGCUCGAUGCGUCAAGACCUGGAACUGGAACCCAAGUGCAACUGGCAACUCGGAUGCCUCAAAGAUUGGCAUCACCCACGUCGUCUACAAGGAUGGUGGCAAGCGCACGAUGGAGAAGGUCAGAGAGUCCAAUGGUGUUGUGCAGUGCGUCGGCGUGAGCUGGGUUCUUGACUGUGAGCGUGAGAAUGAGUGGCUCGAGGAGGCGCCCUACUAUAUCGACACCUCCAUGGUUCCCCGCGGAGGCGCGCGCCGUCGCAAGAGCAUGGAGCCCACAGCGCUCGCUAACCAGAACGGCAUGCUUGUUCCCACGCCCGUCAAGGCUGGCCGCGAUGCCAAGACUACGCCCAACACGCCCAUGAACCGACGUGAUAGCACGGUGUGGAUGCACACUCCUUCAGACGAGGCUGAGGACGACGACGAUGAUUGGCAAGGCCUGAUCUCUCCGGUUCCCGUCACGCCUGCGCCUGAGGCUCUUGCUCGCUAUGCCGCAGAGACGCCUUCGGGGAUGACUGAGUAUGACUCUUCUCCCACCAAGACCCUGCACAUGCAGACCUGCCCUCCCAAGCAGAACACCUUUGUCCAGAUGGGCGAGGGCAUUCUCAACAGAGACAAGGACGAGAGCGUCAUGCAGCGCCUGAUGGCGGCUCGCAGAAAGAGCUUGCAGUUUGCGCCCAAGAUUGGAAGCCCCUUGGCCAAGGCCUGGCGCUAG
This is a messenger RNA of Colletotrichum scovillei, 3483 nucleotides long. RefSeq lists its product as uncharacterized. The transcript has 2 exons. Bases 1 to 3483 code for a protein of 1160 amino acids. Gene Ontology annotation, biological process: mitotic cell cycle. Lineage: Eukaryota; Fungi; Ascomycota; Sordariomycetes; Glomerellales; Glomerellaceae. The record is from RefSeq and is a predicted model, not a curated record.